UUGUUUAUCCACAGCAAGCGUCUUUAACGAGGAAGAGAGCAUAGUUUUGCCCUUAAGUAGAAGUUUCUUUACAUUUUAAUUUUAUACAUACAUUAUUUGAAAAUAGUGACAUCACCCGGUAAUCACCCGGUAAAGAUGAAUGAGGAUAUUCUUACCACCCUGAAAGUACUGAUUAUUGGAGAGAGCGGAGUGGGCAAAUCCAGUCUUCUUUUGAGAUUUACAGAUGAUACAUUUGAUCCAGAAAUUGGUGCAACCAUUGGUGUAGAUUUCAAGGUGAAAAACAUUGCUGUGGAUGGAAACAAAGCAAAGCUAGCAAUCUGGGACACAGCAGGCCAGGAACGGUUUCGAACAUUAACACCAAGUUACUACAGAGGAGCUCAAGGUGUCAUACUGGUGUAUGACGUCACUAGGCGAGAGACAUUUGCUAAGCUGGAUAAUUGGUUGAAUGAACUGGAGACGUAUUGUACGAGAAAUGACCAUGUCAAGAUGCUAGUAGGAAACAAAAUAGAUAAGGAAGACCGUGAACUAGAGCGAGACGAGGGCCUGAAAUUUGCUAGAAAACAUUCCAUGCUUUUCAUAGAAGCCAGUGCUAAAACGAGGGACGGUGUUCAGUGUGCAUUUGAGGAGCUGGUGGAGAAAAUCCUGCAGACUCCUGGCUUAUGGGAGAGUGUGCAAAAGACAAGAGGAGUUCAACUGACUGAACUCUCUCAAACUGGUCACGGAGGCUGUGGAGCAUAUUGCUCACUUGUCUAACACACAAACCAGUAUUUAAACAGUCCAAGUUAGAUUACUUUAGAAACGCAUAAAUACACAAGAUCCAAACACUUUUUUAGUUUAUGUAAUUAUGCAGGCGCACAAGCAAGAUGUUCAUAAGAGCAGUCAUUUGACAUGCUUCCUGGACAGUGGUGAUUGCUCUAAGCAUCGAUCAUUUAAACAGGCCUGCAUGUACCAUCCCCAGCGUUGACUAUUAUUACGACGAUUGCUGAAAAAAAAAAAAAAACAGAUAAGCCUUUGGAGUAAAGUUUUCCAAUUUUUUAGUGAGGAAAUGUAAUUAAAGAACUCUUUGAAGACAUGCUCAUCAUUUUUGUUUAGGAGGGGGCAAACUUGAUUACACCGCUGUACCUCUGAUCACUUUGCUUCCCAGUUUGUAUAUUUCCUUUAGUGUUUUACUUUGUUUUGUCCCAGUGCCUGUGUUUCUUAUUUAGGGAGAGGUAAACACUCAUCAGCCUAACGCAACCUUUCAAACUGCUGGAAUGAGACUUCAGUACAACAGAUUUCCAUCGACAUGCCCUCGCUUGAUGUCUGCAGCAUGUGGAAUCAAGUUUAUCUUUAUUUGGCCAUCUCUCUAUCCCACUUUUUCUUUCUGUCAGUCACUAUUGUUAACUUUCUCUUCUCUAAAUCUAUCUGUGUCCAAUUCAGUGCUAUCACUUUCCCUUUUACUGUCUCUUUGUUUUCACCCAGUUUUUCAUGUCCUCUCUCUCUUUACAGAAUAAUUGAGUUACCAAGGUUUUGGAUCUGUUCUAUAUUGCUUUUAUUGACUUGGACCGGCCACUUAAAAACAUGUUUUUGCAGGUUUUAUCAAUCAGAUUGCCACAAUGACUCUCUAUUGUACAAAUAAAAAGAGGGUUAAAAUAAGUAGAAUAGAGGGGAAUAGAGAUUGUAUAGGUCUAUUUCUUUCCUUUCUAGCUGCUUUAAUUUGGAUGGGAACUUUCACAUGCAGCCUCAUGUACAGUGUACAAACACUUACUGUACUGACAUGUCAGUCUGUUUAUGAGAAAGGAAAGAUGGUGUAAAUAAUGUCCAUGUUUUAAACAAAUUAGAGUGAAUCAUUAGUGUGUGACUAUAGGCAGCAGAGAGAAAUUGAACAAAAGAACAAAUUUAGAAAUACUCAAAUGUUUUUAUUUCCCCUCAAACAUAAGAAAUGAUGAUAUGACACUUAAAGGUAUAGCCAUCACUAAAUCACCCUCAGGUCGUUCCAAAUCACAUACGACAUCUUUUUUUAUGUUGAACACAAGCGAAGAAGAAUUGAAAACAAUGUUUGCGCUGCUCUUUACAUACAAUGAAAGUAAAUGGUGGCUGAGGCUAACAUUCUGCCUAACUGUUCCUUGCUUGUUUUACAGAAGAAAAAGAGUCAUACAGGUUUGGAAUGACAUGUGAGUAAAUAAUGUCAGAAUGUGUUUUUGGGUGAACAAUGGCUUUGAUACUGAUGAAAAAUAAGUAUUUCCAUUCUCCUGGUUUAAUCUGGGCCAGUUUUUAGCAUAAGCUUACUGCUGUGUGUGAUUUAGAGAGAGAGGGCAAUUUAGUCUAAGGAAGUCUCCAGAAGUCUUGUUUUUGUUUUAGAGAAAAAUCCAGGGGGUCCCAGAUGUCUAGUCUUACAUUCAUUGCUUAAAAAGUGGCUGGCAAAGUUCAGCUGAGCAUCAAACUCAGUUAUAGCAUUUUCAGACUGUGUAUGGCGCAUGUGGAAGGAAACAAGGUUUUGUAUGUAGACACGCAGAGAAGUCCUGCUUUGAGGGUUUACUGUAUGUAUUCUUUUUUUUUUUUUUUUUUUUUUUACUUGUUUUGAAAUUGCAAAUACAUUUAUAUUGAAGCUUAUAUUUUUACCUGUUUUCAGUUGCAUGCAAUGUUAUGUAUUUGUGCAUUUCCUUUUCUGUUUUCAUAGUAACAAUCUUAUUCUGCAGCAUUUUUUUUCUGGGCAGUUUGAUGACAGACGUUGUGUAUUUUUUUUUACAUUUAUUUAACCAUUCACUGCUUAUUAGAAUCAUCCCAUGUGAUACAGUUAAUAACAUUGAUUCGAGAGCUUGUUUUGUUUAAGUCAUUGUUAUUCUAUUUUAUAGAUUGCAUAUUUGUAUGUUAGUUACUGUAUUAAUAAGCACAUCAGUUUAUUCCAGUGACUCUAUAAAUCACAAGAAUGCAUUUAUGCAAUAUUGCAUACUGUUAUUGCACAUAAAUGGCUGCAUGUAAAUAUUUGAUGGUAAUGAACUUUUUCAUAAAUAAAUUGUAAUGUUGA
Molecule: messenger RNA, 3007 nt
Organism: Myxocyprinus asiaticus (Chinese sucker)
Lineage: Eukaryota; Metazoa; Chordata; Actinopteri; Cypriniformes; Catostomidae
Product: ras-related protein Rab-18-like
Exons: 7
Coding region: 136-753 (205 amino acids)
Molecular function (GO): GTP binding; GTPase activity
Source: RefSeq, a predicted model, not a curated record